CAAAAUAUAUCGCGACAUAUUUGUUAUAUCAUCAUCGCUAAAAUUGCCCAGAAUAAUCAUUAAACUUCAAACCAACAGUUGAUACUUGACUAACGAUAGGGAGAAAAGUGUAGAGAUGGGUUCAAAACCUAAUUCAGCACUAAAGGUGGUCUUUGGCGCCAUGACCAUUGGUGAUAAAGGCGCCACUCAAGCCCGCGUCCAUACCUUGGAGGAAACCGCCGAGAUUCUCGAUGUGUUUCAGCAAUUUGGUCAUUCUGAGAUCGACACUGCCCGAGUCUAUGGCGGAGGCAGCUCUGAGAGAUUUCUUGGUCAGUCAGAAUGGCAAAAGAGAGGUAUUGUCAUGGAUACAAAGCUAUCGCCAACCAAUGGCCAAUACAAUCACCAACCUGCUGGUGUUCGGCAAGGCUUGUUGGACAGUCUAAAGGCUCUCGGAGCCGAAAAGGUUGACAUGUGGUACUUACAUGCACCUGAUCACGAUACCCCAUACGAGGAUACUCUCCGUGAAGUCAACAAGCUCUAUGAAGAAGGCUACUUCAAACGGUUCGGAAUCAGCAACUACUCUGCCUGGGAAACCGCUCAAAUCUGUGAAAUUUGUAUCCGUAAUGGAUGGAAGAAACCCGAUGUCUAUCAGGGCGUGUACAAUGGCCUUCAUCGAGCAGUGGAGCCAGAGCUGUUCCCCUGUCUUAGAAAUUACGGGAUCGCAUUUUACCAGUAUAAUCCACUGGCUGGGGGGAUUCUCACAGACAAGUAUAAGCUUGACUUCAAAGAACACGAAGAGGGUAGCCGCUUCGACCCCACGCGAGCACAGGGUGUCAAUUACCGAAGUAGAUACUGGAAUGAGACCUACUUCAAGGCCCUCGAUGUUGUCAGGCCAGUAGCUGCCAAGCUCGGGAUCCCUACCGCCGAGGCAGCCUUGAGAUGGUCUGUUCAUCACAGCUUGAUGAAGAAUGAGCAUGGUGACGCAGUCAUCAUUGGAGCAAGCAGCGCCCAACAACUGAAGGAGAAUCUGACAAACUUGGAAAAGGGGCCGUUGCCGGAUGAGCUGGUUGCAGCGUUUGACGAAGGAUGGGCUGUGGCUAAAUCAGUUUGCAGACCGUACUUUCGCUAAGGAACAGCACUGGCAUUGUAUCCUCUUAGGGCUAGAGUGGAAUCCUUUGUUCAAUACACAGGAAUCCAUAGUCAAAUAUUUUUGUAAUGCAAUGAGAUAAAAGGCGCCGCUUAUUAGAAAGUGAGGCUGGUGUCGCCGAUUAUAUCACAUAUUAGUAGUCCAAUGUAUGCAGCCAGUCAGAAUGAGGAUUUAUUUCUGCCG
Trichoderma virens Gv29-8 is the source of this 1309-nucleotide messenger RNA. RefSeq lists its product as uncharacterized. The transcript is spliced from 3 exons. Bases 116 to 1108 code for a protein of 330 amino acids. Lineage: Eukaryota; Fungi; Ascomycota; Sordariomycetes; Hypocreales; Hypocreaceae. The record is from RefSeq and is a predicted model, not a curated record.